Stomoxys calcitrans (stable fly) is the source of this 1818-nucleotide messenger RNA. Its product is annotated as probable cytochrome P450 12c1, mitochondrial. The transcript has 4 exons. The coding region runs from base 99 to 1688 and encodes 529 amino acids. Gene Ontology annotation, molecular function: heme binding; iron ion binding; oxidoreductase activity, acting on paired donors, with incorporation or reduction of molecular oxygen. NCBI's taxonomy places the organism in Eukaryota, Metazoa, Arthropoda, Insecta, Diptera, Muscidae. The record is from RefSeq and is a predicted model, not a curated record.
AGCAAGCACAACUCAUCGCCGGCAGUUCGUUUUUUUUUUGUAAUUUCAAAAAGAGUUCUUAUCUCAUAACAAAGAGAAACCUCACAUCUUACAGCGGAAUGUUUUUAAAAGUCUUUGCAAGACAUGGACGCAAGGACAUUAGGCAAAAUAUAAAGAUCCUUAGAGCUUAUUCAACGGCCAUUAAGUCUUCGUACCCAGCUUUGGUGGACAAUUCCUAUGUCAGCUUUCUGCAACAAGAAUGGCAUCAGGCAAAACGCUUCACAGAUAUACCGGGACCAACAAAACUUCAAAUGAUUCGGGGUUUUAUGAGGGGAGGAGAUUUUCAUGGCAAAUCUUUUGAAAAGGUAUUAAGGUUAUGUCGUCAGCGUUAUGGUGAUAUUUAUCUUCUACCAGGAAUGUUUGGUCAACAUGCAAAUUUGAUAUCAUUCGAUUUGGAUGAUCAUAAGAAGGUUUUUCGCACAGAAGGACAAUAUCCCAUAAGACCGGGCAAUGAAUUAAUGUUUGAGUAUCGUCUGAGCCGCAAGGAUGAUCUUUAUGAUGACGACAAUUUGGGAGUAGCAGGAAAUGGUCCACAAUGGAGCAGAUUUCGCCAUGCCGUAAAUCCAAUACUAAUGCAACCUAGAAAUGCUCGCCUUUAUAUAGAGCCAACACAAAAGAACAAUGAGGAUUUCAUAAGAAGAAUUCGUUUUAUCCGCAAUCCUGACUCCUUAGAAGUUCCCCAUGAUUUCCUUCAAGAAAUUAAACGACUGGCCUUUGAAUCUGUGGCUAUCAUAGCUUUGGACAAGGAGUUAGGUUUAGUGCGCCAUGAGGAUUCAUUACCUGAGGCCCAAGAACUUUUUCAUAAUAUGCAUAGUUUCACCACAGCCUUUUACGAUUUGGGCAUCAAGCCUUCGAUUUAUAGAUAUAUAAAAACGCCCACCUUUAAACGUUUUGAAAACUCCAUGGAAUUUAUCACCAACAUAUGUCGUAAAUAUGUCGACGAAACUUUACAACGCAUUGAGCAAAGAGGCGAAAAAAGUGGGGAGCGUAGUGUUUUGGAAAAAUUGGUGAAAAUUGAUCGUAAAAUUGCCACAAUUAUGGCUGUUGAUAUUUUGUUAUUUGGUGUUGAGCCCACUUCAUCGAUUAUGUCGGGAGUAUUGCUGUGUGUGGCCACCAAUCCGGAAAAACAGCAAAAGCUUCGCAAAGAGAUAUUAACGACAGUGGGCAAAACGUCAGCAUUUACCAUUGAAAAUAUGAAUAAUUUACCCUAUUUAAGGGCCUGCAUAAAGGAAGCUAUACGCAUUUAUCCUUUGGUAUUUGGUAAUAUUCGAGCCACAGGUAUGGAUUUGUGUUUAAGUGGAUACCAGAUACCCAAAGGCACCAAGAUAUUUCUAACUUCAAGUUUGCUUUUACAAGAGGAUAAAUAUUUUCCCAACCCUAAAGAAUUCUUACCUGAACGUUGGCUACGUUCUCAUACUUCCGAUACUACUGACAACGCUACAAAUCCCUUUGUAUAUUUGCCUUUUGGCUUUGGUCCCCGUUCCUGUGUGGGCAAACGAAUUGUCGAACUGCAGUUGGAGAUAACUUUGGCACAUCUUGUAAGAAAUUUCGAAAUGGAAUAUAAUUAUUCAACCGAAAAUGCUUUUGAGAAUUACUUUGUUAAUACUUGUGUAAUACCUUUGAAAUUUAAAUUUAAAGAUUUAUUUUAACUGAUGCUCUAUUAAACGUUAACUUCUAAAAAUAAAAAUUUUAUUUUAAGAUUUGAUGAAAUAUAUGCCAAAUACAAUUUGGCAAUUAAAUGUGAAUUAAAAAGGGAAUAAAACAAUUUUUUUUAAUUUU